AAGUGUUACCACAGUACAGCUCUGUGUUCAAUCAGUCAGCAAGCGGUCAGCUGCCAAACCCGGAAGCUGCUGGAAUAUCGAACCAGACAUUACUGGCAGAUCGCCGAGCACGGUCGACCUAUAAAUUAACUUUCUACUUUAUAUACGCGAAGAGUUUAUUUCUUCACAGAGUUCUGCGUUCGACCUCCAUCUUUGAAGCACGUUGCCAAGCAACGGAAAGUCUUAACAUGAAGAUGAGCCACCAAUCCAUCCAAAGCGUUCUGCAUAAACAUUACUUGCCAAAGACAUCCAGUGACUGCCACUGUAGCACAGCCCAGUUUUCAUGUCAAACAGACAAUGCUGCCCAUACCAGCAAACCAGUGUGCUCCAGCAGCAUGAAAACAGAUGUGCAUUUCAACUCGUCACAUAAAGUAAGGCGUCUUAAAACUAGGAAGGAAAGGAAUCAGAUUCGAGGUCUUGAGAGAAACAGGUACCACCCAUCUUCUCAGCACAGCAGAAGAGAAGGCUGUGAGAAAGCUCAUCAUCCGUUAUCUUGUUCUAGAAAAGUGAGGGCAUUCGCUAAGCCAUACAUUCCUCAGAAGCCAAGCUUCAUGACUGAAGGACGCCUUACCUCCAUCCGAGGCCCUUUCAGCCAUGAGAUUAGAUCAAUGGAUAUUGAGAGGCUGGUGAGCGAGCAAAUAAAGAGAGAUCAGCAGAGAAAAGAGCAAGGAAAACAGUUUGUGAUGCACGUUACAUCACCGCUGCUUCCCUCUGUACCUGAUUCAGACCUGGACUGCAAUCUCGAUGAAGUACAGGAACCACUCCAGGAAGCAGAAAAUAAUAUGACACCACAAGUGAAGAGGAAGAGAAGUUCAAGAAAAGAGCCUAGUGAAAAAAACACAACUAAUAGAGGGGUUUUUGUAUCUAUGAGGCCGUCUAGAGAAGAUGAGAAGCGUGACAGAAAUGCCAACACCAGGCAGGAAGAUACUAAUAGCAAAACAAGACAAGAAAGUCAGAGUAGCCCACCAAAAGAAACUGAACAUGUGGUUUUGGCAUCCUCAGAAAAUGAAGCGGUUCCUCAGUUAUGCUCUACUCCAAUUGAACCUGAGAAGAAUAACUCACAAACAGGCAAUCUCCAGUCCCAUGAUGAAGUAAAGAAAACCAAGAAGAACCAACAAAAUGGUUUUAUGAAUAUUCAGAGAUUUGAGAAAAACUCUACAAGAGUGGGAGUCCCAAACAUGGAAGUUACGCAAGUGUUAGAAAAUCAGCAGACGUUAACUUCCCUGUCUGACCUGGACUCUGGGGCUGGUCAAGUAGACAAUGUUGAACAAGGGGAGCAAAUGUCACUGUCAUGUAGGGAAGCAGUGAAAAGGCUCACCACACGUUUGUGCCAGAGUUCAGAGCUCCGUCUGCCAAGCCGUCGACGCCCCCUACUGACCGAGUGUAGAGAGACACUACUACAGACUUUACAGAAAAGGCACAGUUUCCAUUUAGAGCAUAACCUGCAUAGACUACAAUCAUUCUUACAUGUUAAUCAAAUGGCUUCUCAGCUCAGCUCAGGACAGAGAGAUGAAAGUUGUUCAUCUUUUAGCCAUGCAGUGGAGAAUGAGAAUAGGAGCAGGAACAUGGGGAUAUGGACAGACAGUGCCAUGCAGCAAGAUUAUUUAGCACAGGAAGUUAAGCGGGACUUGGAAAGAGAAGCUUUCGCCAAGAAACAUAGGACACAAGAUUGGAAGUCCUCGUCCACUCUGUUCUCACUUAAAGAACCACAACAGUCAAACACGGACAUGUCUUUGCAGUUUGACCAGUGGAGGGCAGAUAGUUCAUCUCAGGAUUGUUUCAGAGCUCAGCGUCUUCACAGCAGACAGCUCUUCAACCAGGAACAGACCUUUACCCAGCAUGCCGUCCCUGUACUCAGAAGUCCCACCUGGGCUGAUCAGCCAGUAAACUUCUAUUCCCAGCAGCCAUCACUUAGCAGAGGGGAAAGUUGGACAAAUGUAGACUUAGAUCUCUCUAGAAUCUCUCAACAGUGGAGAGAAGACAACAAUCUUGAUUUCAGUUCACAUCGCAUAUAUGAGAGCAGAAAACAAAAACCACAAGAAGCAUCUGUUGGUGGAUCCAGAUUCUGGUCCCAUCAGCCACACAUUCGGGAUGAAAGAGAAAGAUGGCCGCCCUUCUCAACAUCCUACCUCUCAGAGGGCUUUCAAUACAAGCCUUUUUUUCGCUGUCCACAUCCAUCCGCCAUCCAGCACAGGUCAGACUACCUUGGUAUAACUCAAUGUCCCAGGACAAACACACCAGAUAGGGUAUUUUACCCUCCUUUUUACCUUUAGCAAAGCUGUGUGCCAUGAUUAAGGCUUUUUGCCAAGAUCAUAUUAGAUUAAUAUGAAUGACAUAUAUAAGUAACAAUUAUAUAUGUAUAUUAUUUACUUAUUAUAUUUUUGUUUUGUUUUUUGAAAGACCAUCACCACUACAUGGGAUUUGAAUUUGAGAGUUCAGU
This is a messenger RNA of Labeo rohita (rohu), 2479 nucleotides long. RefSeq lists its product as uncharacterized. The record is from RefSeq and is a predicted model, not a curated record. Lineage: Eukaryota; Metazoa; Chordata; Actinopteri; Cypriniformes; Cyprinidae. The coding region runs from base 228 to 2312 and encodes 694 amino acids. The transcript has 5 exons.